GUCGUGGAGCUCCUCAACCAGGCCGCCCUCAUCAGCAACGACUCCAAGAUCAACGUCCUCAAGCAGGUGCAGGAGCUCAUCAUCAACAAGGACCCCACGCUGCUGGACAACUUCCUGGACGAGAUCAUCGCCUUCCAAGCGGACAAGUCCAGCGAGGUGCGCAAGUUCGUGGUGGGCUUCAUCGAGGAGGCCUGCAAGCGCGACAUCGAGCUGCUCCUCAAGCUCAUCGCCAACCUCAACAUGCUCCUCAAGGACGACAACGUCAACGUGGUGAAGAAGGCCAUCCUCACCAUGACGCAGCUCUACAAGGUGGCCCUGCAGUGGAUGGUGAAGUCCAAGGCCAUCAGCGAGCUGCAGGAGGCCUGUUGGGAGAUGGUGUCGGCCAUGGCGGGGGACAUCCUGCUGCUGCUGGACUCGGACAACGACGGCGUGCGCACGCACGCCAUCAAGUUCGUGGAGGGCCUCAUUGUCACCCUGUCCCCGCGCGUGGCCGACUCGGACGUCCCCAAGCGCCACGAGAACGACAUCAGCCUGGAGCGUGUCCCCAAGGACCACCCCUACAUUAAGUACAGGACACUUGGGGGACACGAGGAUGCCUGGGGGAACAUGGGGACACCUAGGUGA
Messenger RNA from Tinamus guttatus (white-throated tinamou), 624 nucleotides. NCBI's taxonomy places the organism in Eukaryota, Metazoa, Chordata, Aves, Tinamiformes, Tinamidae. The record is from RefSeq and is a predicted model, not a curated record.